Messenger RNA from Oncorhynchus nerka (sockeye salmon), 1962 nucleotides. It is a transcript of the gene fbxl7, whose product is annotated as F-box and leucine-rich repeat protein 7. Gene Ontology annotation, cellular component: SCF ubiquitin ligase complex. Lineage: Eukaryota; Metazoa; Chordata; Actinopteri; Salmoniformes; Salmonidae. The record is from RefSeq and is a predicted model, not a curated record. Gene Ontology annotation, molecular function: protein binding. The transcript is spliced from 4 exons. Gene Ontology annotation, biological process: SCF-dependent proteasomal ubiquitin-dependent protein catabolic process. The coding region runs from base 463 to 1962 and encodes 499 amino acids.
AUCGCCGUUGCCUCUCGCGGCCGCCGAAAGUAUGUCUACUUGGUAACGGUUUCAUACUCGGCAGGAGUGGUGGCAUUGCGUCUUGACGCAACAAGUUUCGGGUUUUGUUUAUAUCAAACUAAAACUGGAUGCGAAUAAGUUUCCAUUUGUAACACUCGGAGAUAAAAUACAUUUUUAGCCUUCAACAGUCGUUGGAAUCGUGCACUAUUACCUGCACGUCUUGUAAGAAUUUAGUUGAAAAUCAAAAUGUAUUCACUAAAAAAAUAUCUGUAAUGACAUGCUGACUAUGUUUGGAUUUAUGGUUUGAGAAGAACGUUUUUUGGUGGACUAUCUUCCGCUGAGGGGAAACAAAAAAGAGGAUCCACGCGCAUUUCUCCUCAUAUAACGCGCACGUUUUUGUAGGAAUACUUUUUAUUUGAUGGAUACCUCCGAGCUCUGUGAAUAGAUAAUGCAGUACACAGGAUGGGUGCGAACAAUGGGAAACAAAGUGGGAGUGAGGGUAAAGGCAGCUCCAGUAUUUCCUCCGACCUGAGUUCAAGUACGGAUCAGACGUCAACCAAAGCUCCCAAGAAUGCAGCUACCAGCGAAGAUUCGGACCUGAGCAUGCGGACAUUGAGCACCCCCAGCCCUGCUCUCAUCCUUCCUCCUCACCUCCACCCUCUCUCUCCUCUCCUCCCCCUGUCGGCCCCCUUCAACAGCUCCUCCUCCACCUCCUCCUCUGAGACGGUUGCCAUGGUGCACGCCACCUCCCCUCCCCCUUUCUUCUCCGCCACCCACUCGCGCCGCCGCGCCACCCGGGACCACCACCAGGGGGCAUCGGUGCCCAUCGACCUCUUGCCGGACCAGAUCUUCCUGGACGUCUUUGCCCGCCUGCCCACCAACCAGCUGUGCCGUUGUGCCCGCGUCUGCCGCCGCUGGUACAACCUGGCGUGGGAUCCCCGGCUGUGGCGGAGCAUCCGGCUGACGGGGGACGUGCUCCACGUCGACCGGGCGUUGCGGGUACUGACGCGGCGCCUCUGCCAGGACACGCCCAACGUGUGCCUGAUGCUGGAGACCCUUGUGGCGAGCGGGUGCCGGAGGUUGACGGACCGCGGUCUGCUCACGGUGGCCCAGUGCUGCCCCGAGCUGCGCCGCCUGGAGGUGGCGGGCUGCUAUAACGUGUCCAAUGACGCCGUGUUCGAGGUGGUGUCGCGCUGCCCCAACCUGGAGCAUCUAGACGUUUCAGGCUGCUCCAAGGUGACCUGCAUCAGUCUGACGCGGGAGGUCUCCCUCAAACUAUCGCCAAUGCAUGGACAGCAGAUCUCCAUCCGCUACCUGGACAUGACUGACUGCUUGGCCCUGGAGGACGAAGGCCUGCACACCAUCGCCGCCCACUGCACCCAGCUUACCCACCUCUACCUGCGGCGCUGCAUGCGCCUCACCGACGAGGGCCUUCGCUACCUGGUCAUCUACUGCCCCGCCGUGCGCGAGCUCAGCGUCAGCGACUGCCGCUAUGUCAGCGACUUCGGCCUGCGCGAGAUCGCCAAGCUCGAAGGCCGGUUGCGCUACUUGAGCGUGGCGCAUUGUGGAAAGAUCACUGACGUCGGGGUUCGGUAUGUCGCUAAGUAUUGCUCACGGCUGCGAUACCUGAACGCGCGGGGCUGCGAGGGCCUCACGGACCACGGCCUGGAGUACCUGGCCAAGAGUUGCCCCAAGCUGAAGUCGCUGGACAUUGGAAAGUGUCCGCUGGUGUCGGAUGCAGGCCUGGAACUGCUGGCGCUCAACUGCUUCAAUCUGAAGCGUCUGAGCCUCAAGUCGUGCGAGAGCAUCACGGGCCGCGGGCUGCAAGUGGUGGCGGCCAACUGCUUCGACCUGCAGCUGCUCAACGUGCAGGACUGCGACGCACCACUGGACGCACUGCGAUUCGUGAAGCGCCACUGCAAGCGCUGCGUCAUCGAGCACACAAACCCGGCCUUUUUCUGA